CUCCGCCCGGGCCAAGGAGCACCAUGCUGCGAUUACCUGCUGUCCGCAAGGCCUUGAAUGGUGUCACUCAGACUACUAAAGGAUGUGUGCGCUCAACAGCUACAGCUGCCAGCAACCUCAUAGAGGUAUUUGUCGACGGGCAACCCAUUAUGGUACCUCCAGGAACCACGGUGCUUCAGGCUUGCGAAAAGGUUGGAAUGCAGAUUCCUCGCUUUUGCUAUCACGACAGACUGUCUGUGGCUGGAAAUUGUAGGAUGUGCCUUGUGGAGAUAGAAAAAGCACCCAAGCCAGUAGCUGCUUGUGCCAUGCCAGUGAUGAAGGGCUGGAAUAUCCUGACAAAUUCCGAGAAGUCCCGGAAAGCGAGAGAGGGUGUCAUGGAAUUCUUGUUGGCCAAUCAUCCACUGGACUGUCCCAUCUGCGACCAAGGAGGGGAGUGUGACCUGCAGGAUCAGUCGAUGAUGUUUGGCAGCGAUAGGAGCAGAUUUCUGGAAGGAAAGCGUGCUGUGGAAGACAAGAAUAUUGGUCCUCUGGUGAAAACUAUCAUGACUCGUUGCAUACAGUGCACUCGAUGUAUCAGGUUUGCAAACGAGAUUGCAGGGGUUGAUGAUCUGGGAACUACAGGAAGAGGAAAUGAAAUGCAAGUGGGUACUUACAUUGAGAAAAUGUUCAUGUCUGAAUUGUCCGGCAACGUGAUUGACAUCUGCCCAGUAGGCGCCCUUACCUCCAAGCCAUAUGCUUUUACUGCUCGUCCCUGGGAAACAAGGAAGACGGAGUCCAUUGAUGUUCUUGAUGCAGUAGGGAGUAAUAUUGUAGUGAGCACUAGAACUGGAGAGGUGAUGAGAAUUUUGCCCAGAUUGCACGAAGAUAUCAAUGAGGAAUGGAUAUCCGAUAAAACAAGAUUUGCUUAUGAUGGUCUGAAACGUCAGCGCCUUAUUGAGCCAAUGGUCAGAAACGAAGACGGCCUUUUCGCUUAUGUAUCUUGGGAAGAUGCCUUGACUCGUGUGGCUGGAGUGCUUCAAGGUUCCCAAGGCAAUGAGGUAGCUGCCAUUGCUGGCGGGCUGGUGGAUGCAGAAGCGCUCAUGGCUCUCAAAGACUUGAUGAACAGAGUGAACUCUGACAACCUGUGCACUGAGGAAGUUUUCCCCACUGCAGGAGCCGGAACAGAUCUACGAUCUAACUACCUUCUCAACACCACGAUUGCCGGAGUGGAAGAGGCCGACGUCCUGCUUCUGGUUGGCACCAAUCCUCGCUUUGAGGCGCCGCUGUUCAAUGCCAGAAUUCGAAAGAGCUGGCUGCACAAUGAGCUCCAAGUAGCCCUUGUGGGCAGUCCGGUCGACUUGACUUACUCGUAUGACCAUCUGGGAGAUUCCCCACAGCUACUCCUGGACAUUGCUUCGGAAAAGCAUCCAUUCAGCAAGAUCCUAAAUCAGGCUAAAAAGCCAAUGGUGGUGGUCGGAAGCGCAGUACUUCAGCGGGGGGACGGAGCAGCUAUCCAUUCAAUCAUUUCCGCCAUCGCGCAAAACGCAAAGACAAAAAGUGGUGCUGGCACCGAGUGGAAAGUCCUGAACAUCCUGCAUAGGGUUGCCAGCCAAGUAGCUGCUCUGGACCUCGGUUACAAACCAGGGGUGGAUGCAAUCCGGAAGAACCCUCCCAAAAUACUGUACCUCUUAGGGGCUGAUGCAGGUUGCAUGACUCGUCAGGAUUUGCCCAAGAAUUGCUUUAUUAUCUAUCAGGGGCACCAUGGCGACGUUGGAGCCCCUAUGGCGGAUGUUGUUCUCCCAGGAGCGGCUUACACCGAAAAAGCCGCCACCUAUGUAAACAUCGAGGGCAGAGCUCAGCAGACUCGAGUUGCAGUAACGCCGCCUGGCAUGGCAAGGGAGGACUGGAGAAUUAUCAGAGCAAUCUCUGAGUUGGCUGGCAUGACCCUCCCCUACGACAGCCUCAAUGAAGUAAGGAGCAGAUUAGAAGAGGUCUCUCCAAAUUUGGUCCGAUAUGAUGACGUGGAGGGAGCCAACUACUUCAGCCAGGCAAAUGAGCUGUCCAAGAUGGUGAAUCAGAAGCUUCUUACCGAUCCUCUUGUUCCACCCCAGCUCACAGUUAAAGACUUCUAUAUGACAGAUCCUAUCAGCAGAGCGUCACAGACCAUGGCUAAAUGUGUGAAAGCCGUUACAGAGGGGGCUAAGGCAAUUGAAGAGCCGUCCAUCUGCUAAGGAAUGAAGACGUUGAAGUCCGUCAGGCACU
Euleptes europaea (tarantolino) is the source of this 2241-nucleotide messenger RNA. It is a transcript of the gene NDUFS1, whose product is annotated as NADH:ubiquinone oxidoreductase core subunit S1. The transcript is spliced from 19 exons. Gene Ontology annotation, cellular component: membrane. The record is from RefSeq and is a predicted model, not a curated record. Bases 24 to 2210 code for a protein of 728 amino acids. Gene Ontology annotation, biological process: ATP synthesis coupled electron transport. Gene Ontology annotation, molecular function: iron-sulfur cluster binding; NADH dehydrogenase (ubiquinone) activity. Lineage: Eukaryota; Metazoa; Chordata; Lepidosauria; Squamata; Sphaerodactylidae.